UAGAGCCUUUUGAAACCAUUCUUUAAAUUUUACAGCUAUUUAAAGUUACUUGGGGUCCGUAUACUUAACUAUAAUGAGACACGACAGCAAAUAACGAUAAUCGUACUGGUACAGUAGCCACUUUCAAUAAAUAAUAAAAUAAAGCCAUAUUUUAGCAAGUAAGCGUCUUACUCGGUUGCCUUACAAUGUCUUAAGGCGCCUACAGACGGACGAACAUACCUUGAGAUAUGUACGCGCGUAGAAGUAUGCGCGUACAUAUACGUUUUGUCGAAGUUCCCUACACACGUAAAGAUAAUUUACUAUUCAGUUUGUUUUUCAUCAUGGGGACCGUCAGUAAUCAUGAUAUAUAUUUAUUAGCAGUGGCGUGUGUGUGCAUAAUAAAGAAAAAACAAAAACAAUUAGUGUAUAACCGAAAGCCAAGAAGUAAAUGAGUGAAGAAAUGGUUGUUACAGCGUGAUCGAUUUUCACAUAUAAAGCUACUAGAAGAACUUCGUUUAGAAUCGGAUGAUUAUCGAAAUUAUCUCCGCAUGGAUGAAGAUAGCUACGUAUUACUUUUAAAAUUAGUAACACCACUAAUCCAGAAACAAGACACGUGCAUGAGGUCUGCCAUAUCACCACAUGAAAGACUAUCAGUUACACUUCGAUACCUAGCUACUGGCAGAAAUUAUGAAGAUUUAAAAUUUUCCAGUAUUAUUUCACCUCAAUCUCUAAGUAAAAUAAUUCCGGAGACUUGCAGUGCUAUUUAUCAAGUAUUAAAGGAUGAGUAUAUAAAGUUUCCUACAACAGAGAAUGAAUGGAAUAUAAUUGCAAAUGAUUAUGAAACAAAAUGUAACUUCCCAAACUGCGUGGGAGCCGUUGACGGGAAAUAUGUUAAUGUCCUUCCCCCUGCUGGAAGUGGUUCAUACUUCUAUAAUUACAAAGGAGGGCACAGUUUAGUGCUUAUGGCUAUAGUCAACGCAAAUUAUGAGUUCAUUAUGGUUGAUUUUGGGGUAAAUGGUCGAAUAUCUGACGGAGGAGUUAUUGACCACACUAUAUUUUACCAGAAACUAAAAAAUGGAAAAUUAUCUUUACCACCUAAAACAAAACCUAAAGGCAGUAAAAAUACAAUGCCAUUUGUUUUUAUAGGCGACGAAGCAUUUUCCUUGCGCUGCGACUUUUUGAAACCAUUCGGACAGAACGAACUUAAUCAUGACCGAAAAAUUUUUAAUUAUCGGCUUUCGCGAGCAAGAUGUAGAGUUGAAUAUGUGCCCGUUUUAGAAUAUUCCAAGGAGCAAUUUCCAUUAGUUUAGAAAGCAUCAAAAAAGCAGUCAUGGCCGCCUGUGUUUUACAGAACUAUUUAAGACGAAAAUGUGGAAAUGCAUAUGUACCAGAAGAUAACGUUUAUAGGGAAAAUGUACAGGAUGGCAAAAUAGAUAUAGGAUUAGAAACUACUGGAAUGACAAAACUGAAGCGCGGCUACAAUCGAAGAAGUAAUAAUUAUGCAAAAGAAGUAAGGCUAUUGUUCACAAAUUAUUUCUGUCAAGAGGGUGCUCUGUCCUGGCAAGAAAAAAUUAUACUGUAACAGUAGUAUAAAACAAUACCCCUGUACUUUUUAUCAAUAAAAUAUUACAAUGUUACCUACAUAGUUCAUUUUUUACUUACCUCUCCUUGGUCUGAAUCAAACUGUUCAUUUAUCACUUUAUCUAGUACGUUUGAUACAGAUGAUCUGGGCUCCUCUUGAUCUUUUAAAAAAAGCAACAAAUCAUAAUACCAUAAAUGGAGCGUAUAUAUGUCGUCCUGCCCGGCUCCUGACCUUUUUUGUUGAUUGACUCUGCAAUCUUUUUUGCUUCUCUGCGGAAUCCAGCACGUAGACUAUUUAUUUUAGUUUUUACCGUUUCCUUUGCAGCUGUUUUUUCUAUUUCUUUCCACUUAUCUACCAGUAUCUUAUAGGCAUCGUUUUUUCUAUUCCUAUUCAUGUAGUCCUUGGAUUUAGUUUUCC
This is a messenger RNA of Anthonomus grandis grandis, 1978 nucleotides long. Its product is annotated as putative nuclease HARBI1. The record is from RefSeq and is a predicted model, not a curated record. The transcript has 2 exons. Bases 528 to 1289 code for a protein of 253 amino acids. NCBI's taxonomy places the organism in Eukaryota, Metazoa, Arthropoda, Insecta, Coleoptera, Curculionidae.